This is a messenger RNA of Strongylocentrotus purpuratus (purple sea urchin), 4496 nucleotides long. RefSeq names its product neuroligin-4, X-linked. Gene Ontology annotation, molecular function: neurexin family protein binding; signaling receptor activity. Gene Ontology annotation, biological process: neuron cell-cell adhesion; presynaptic membrane assembly; modulation of chemical synaptic transmission. The record is from RefSeq and is a predicted model, not a curated record. The transcript is spliced from 6 exons. The coding region runs from base 11 to 2026 and encodes 671 amino acids. Gene Ontology annotation, cellular component: membrane; cell surface; synapse. NCBI's taxonomy places the organism in Eukaryota, Metazoa, Echinodermata, Echinoidea, Camarodonta, Strongylocentrotidae.
AACCCAGAGCAUGGACCCUUUGGCAGUAAUGGUUCAUAUUCACGGUGAUACGUAUGAUGAAGGAUCGGCUAAUAUGUAUGACGGCAGCAUCCUGGCAAGCUACGGCGGAGUCAUCGUGAUAACAGUAAAUUACCGCCUGGGAAUUUUAGGUUUUCUGAGCACAGCCGAUUCAGCAGCGAGGGGGAACUAUGGCCUCAUGGAUCAGAUAGCGGCCAUUAAGUGGAUUCAUCAGAAUAUUGGCGUGUUUGGCGGGGACCCCGACCAAAUUACCCUAUUUGGUGUCGGAAGCGGUGCGGCUUGCAGCGGACUACUCAUGUUUUCGAAUCACACAAAAGGUCUUAUUGCUGGCGUGAUAGCAGAGAGUGGAUCCGCCAAUGCUCCGUGGGCGCUGUCUCGUGAACCAGCUCGCUUCGCGAAGCUCUUAGCUGAAAACGUCGGCUGCGAGGCGGAAACCAACCUCCAAAUGGUCGAAUGUCUGCGAGGUCUCCCCUACAGCGACCUGAUCAACCUCGACUUCCAGUCUCCGCUCUACAUGUUCGCUUUCGCUCCAGUUGUUGACGAGGACGUCAUAGCCGCCGAUCCCAGUAUCAUGUGGGGACAGCUGAUUGCGGGCGAGCGCGACAUCGGACGAGAUGACUUCGCGUACCUGAGCGGGAUCGUAAGAAACGAAGCAUUCUCGUACAUCGCGGAGGAAACCGAUGUCGUGGGGCGGAUGGAGCUGGAAGUAUUUGACGACAUUCUCGAUGGGUUCGUGCAGAACAACUUUGGAGGCAACAUGAAAGCAAGUAGCGUCAUUCGUGAUGUCAUCUACUAUGAAUACAUGGACUGGGGAGGCGGCGAAGGCAACGCUUUUACACUGAAGGACAGUCUCCAGGACAUACUGACGGAUCACCAAUGGGUGGCGCCCUGCAUUAGUUCACUCAAGCUGGCUGACGAGGCAGGCAUUGAUGCCUGGCUCUACAUGUUCCCACACAGACCCAGACGAAGCAUCUAUCCACGAUGGGCAGGUGCGGUGCAUUUAGAAGAAGUCCCUUAUGUUUUCGGAGCUCCUGUAUCCAAUAUGUCGGUCGGGAUCUUUACCGAGUCAUACUCGUCAGCUGAGGCUGCGCUGUCUCUGGCAACCAUGAACUACUGGAGUAACUUUGCCAAAUCCGGAAAUCCAAACAGUCCGAGGCCUCAAAGCUCAACAGACAUCCAUCGAAACUUCGUCGUCGAGUUCAACUUUGAGACCAUGGAAGACUGGCCCCGUUACACCGUCGGCCGACAACAAAUGAUCUACCUCGCCUCCAACCCGAAAGCAAAGGAUUUCUACCGCGUCCAUAAGAUAAGCCUUUGGGAACAGCUUGUUCCCAGAAUUGAGCAAAAGUUUGCUUUCGAACCGACAGUUAACAACAAUCCGUUUCUUCCAGGACCACAGAUCAGCAAUCCUGGAGGCGGACAAGUGACACACUCCUUGACUUCGGCGAUGCAGCCAGUAACCUCGGCUAUUUCACCAAUGACCGAUCCGUUUGAGACAGAUAUUGAUAACCGAGUACCGGGCGCGGAUAAUAUAACUCCGUCAGGAACCGAAUCAAACGCGUUGGAAACGGAUAAACAGGAAAAGAAAGGUUUCUUAGUGGAACUUAGUAUGGUGAUCGCUAUUGGCGGUUUUCUUCUCCUCCUUAAUCUGAUUAUUCUCGGGGCCAUAUAUUACUUGCGUGACAAGAGAAAAAUUGAGAAGCGGUUGGCCCAGAAGUAUUUGACCUCUCAGACGGAGGAGAAGAAGCGCACCAGUUUGCAUCCACAAACCACACCGGAUAGCGGUAUCGGCAUACCAGUCGCACUGAACCUUAACCAACAAUCCGGUCAUCACGGAAGUAACCAGCGUUACGGAACACCAUCGGUGCCGUCACGUGCUGGCACGAGCGAUCAUAACCAUGGAAACGGCGGGAGUCGGGACUAUUCUUCGCUGAAAUACAAUCGUUCGCCACAACACUUUGGCGCAAUCAGGAGGAACUCAGCCGGGGAAGUGGAGUUUGAAGUAUAGUUGUGAUGACAUUUUGGUAGUUCUUGUGACGAUGUUUUUUACGCAAGCAGAUUGCAGAGUUGACAAUUGUGGAUCUGCAGGAGAGUAGUGUAUGCAGCAGAGAUGGAGGUGAAUAACAGGGGCAGGGCACACAUGCUGUUAGCCCAGGACCACCUUAAAUAUUAUGUAAAGGACCAAAUAACAACUGAUGCAGAAUGAUUUUAGAAGAGGGGGUGUGCCGCAAUCUGAGCGAAGUGCCCUUCAUCACGGGCGCCAACCCUUUUGGACGUUUAGAGUGAGGGCGCUCGAGCUCCCUGAUACACCCUUACUUUUUGUGGACUCACAGUCUUAAUUGCGUCAUCGAUAUAAAAGAAAAUGAACUGUUCCAUUUUCAGCAUCCAUCGAGGAUGGGUAUAGAGACAGAUUUGGAAAAGGGAUGUCGUGAGUGGUAGUGUGAAAUAAACAGAGAGAGAGAUAGAGAAAGAGAGAGACGAAGAGAGAGAGAGAGAGAGAGUUGGUUGAAGAAGAGACAACGAGACUUGACAAUAAAGUAAAUAUCGUCAGAGUAAAAAGAAGAUGUGAACUGUGCAAAAAUAUAAUAUGACGGAAACGCUCAAAUCCUUCAUUAAAAGGUUGAACAUUAUUAUCAGUAACGUUUUUUUUAAAAUUAUCAAUAUUAAGAAAUUAACUGGAUUAUCCCUCUAUAAAGGAUAGAAGGUCAAGAUGUUCCUUGCGGGCAACUUGGGCCACAGUUGAAGAAUGACCAGGUCACAAAACUAUGGUUGUCAUCAAAACAUCUUAAUCUUCCGUGAAGCAAAACUAUGCCAACUAUCAAGAGUAUAAUUUAGAUAUAUUUCUGGUAAAAAGUCGGGAGAAGACUCCUUUAAAAAAAAUAGAUUUCCGACAUGGACGUUCAUUAAAUUUUGUUAUAAAAUUGCGUUCGAAUUCUUUUGAUUAGAAUACACAAGCGCUCAUCGCGCUUGAAUUGAUAUACUGCGUAAUAGCAGUUGGAAACAAAUGGAGUUCAAGUUAAUGGUUGUCGUAAUUAUUAUACUUAGGGUCUCUGGUUUAGAGUGAGUCGUUGGCUUAGAAUAAUAAAUACGGAUCUUUCUCCCGCCUAGUUGCUCGUGUUAUUGAAUCAAGAAUCGUCGACAUACUAUAUCAAAAGAGCAAAUAAGUAAGACCGAAAAAGAUUAUAUUCAAAUGAAAGGUGAACAUUAAUUUGUACCGAGCAGAAUUUGCUCAAAAUCUUCCAAGUCAAUUUUCUACUUGUGCACUGUCAAUCCCUUAUACAUCAUUCAAUCAAUUAACCUUUUGUUGGUAGUUAUUACUAUUAUAUUAUUCCUGAGAUUUGGUUUUCCAUUUUAGGAGAUGGAACCUUAUUUAAGUGUUUAAAUAUAUAUGAUUCAAUGUAUAUUUAGUUGUAUGAUAAUCACAUAAUGUUGUAUAUUUUUGUUACAUUGUACAAGUCACUUACUAUCAUUUCUCUGUAGCUUUUUUACAGUGUUAUUAUUUGAAUUACUUAUUUUCGAUAGUUGAACAAUUAACAAAAAAAGAUAUUUGGACUGAAGCAACAACUCUAUUAUUAUGUUCAUCGUGAAUGUACCAUGCAAGGGACACUGACAUUAAACCCGUUUCAAAGCCUUUGAUUAGGAGAGUUUGGCCAACCCGGUUCCAAGUGGACACAACAUGGCGAACAGCCCAUUAUUGGGCAGGCACAAAACAUAAACCAAUUUGGCCAAACUCUUGUCUAAAGAUGGGUCUGAAAGUUUCGCUGAACAGAGCCAUCUACGUUGAACCAAUGUGUAGCCACCUUGCAAAUAAUAAACGCAUGAUUCUAAGAUCAACUUUAAUGCGACUGCUAUGGAACAGGGCGCCAUCUAUAUGAUUUCCUACCCAGUAUUCAUGUACAUGUAUUAUUUAGAAUUACACAUGUUAUCAUUAGCGUUAGAAUAGUCAUUAUCAAAUAUUAGUUAAUGCCUUCUUGGCACGUUAUAAGUGCUGAAUGUUUAUAAAUAUUAUAAUAAAUUUCGGGGGAAUGUAACCCCCGUCAAUUUAGCGUAAUCCUUUCUUUAGUGUGCAAUAUAAAUACAUCGUGACCAAAAGUAAAUACCAAAAGAAUGUGUUGAUUUGCAAAUGUUUUGUAUGCACAUUUACUGAGUCAUCUUUUGAUUUUAUACACUGUAAUAUGUGUAAAUUGCGGAGAAUGUGAAAAAAGCCGAAUUAUCAUUUUGGGGUUGAUUCUGAUAAUGUAUGAGAGAUUCAAUGCAGAGGAAAAAAAAUACUAUGAUGUUUAUUGGACCACUUUAAUAAUCGGCGUAUUCAAUCUAUUCAAUUGAUUACAUAUCUUUGAUAUCAGUAAGUUGUUUCUGUCAAGUCGAAUGCUUGCCUGAGGCUUGCCUGACAAGCAAGAUACUAAUGUAUCGAAAAUAAUAUCGCUAGUGGUAUUCGUUUGUCUCGCAAUGUGUGGUCAACAAGGGAUGUAAAAGAU